This is a messenger RNA of Oreochromis aureus, 3169 nucleotides long. RefSeq lists its product as uncharacterized. The transcript has 9 exons. The coding region runs from base 50 to 1189 and encodes 379 amino acids. The record is from RefSeq and is a predicted model, not a curated record. Lineage: Eukaryota; Metazoa; Chordata; Actinopteri; Cichliformes; Cichlidae. Gene Ontology annotation, cellular component: external side of plasma membrane; membrane raft. Gene Ontology annotation, biological process: T cell activation; interleukin-15-mediated signaling pathway; positive regulation of ERK1 and ERK2 cascade. Gene Ontology annotation, molecular function: protein tyrosine kinase binding; MHC class II protein binding.
GAUACAUUUGUGUUUCAGAAGCUCAAGAGGGAAAUCGAGACUGAGAGACAUGGCGGUUCGAUCUAGAUGGAUUAAAAUGUCUGUGUCUUUUAUACUCAUGGUGCAGUUUACAGGAGCACUAAGUGGAGAUCUUUUGCUCUCCUUCACUGUCAGAGAUGGAGAUAAAGUCACUUUGCCUUGUGAAAACGUGAUCAACAAUCAUCACAGCUGUGACACUACCACCUGGCUCUUCACUGAUUCAAGAGGCACAGCAGCAGUAGAGCUGGUUAAUCAUGGACAGAUCAAAGAAAAAGCCAAAUCAGACAGACUGAGUGUUACAGCAGAAUGCUCACUGGUUAUAAAGAAGGUCACAGCUGAGGAUGUUGGUCAUUACACCUGCAGACAGUUUAGAGGCAAUCCAGGGAGACAGCAAGGUCAAGAUGCUGUGGUUUAUCUGUCUGUUGUUCACAUGACUGAACAGAAGAACGCUGAUGCGGUGACUUUAAGCUGCUCUGUGUGGACAUAUGAACGGUGUAAACACAAAGUGAAGUGGAUCCAUAACAGUGAAGCUCUGGAUAGAGAUUACUCAAAUUUAAAACCAUCGGAGUCUCCCUGCUCUGCUACUGUGACUUUUCUGAAACUUGCAUACACUCACAUAUCGACUUAUGACUUUAACUGUAGCGUAACAACAGAAGAUAACAAAGUGCAGCUUUUUACCUUCAGCACUCAGUCAUCAGGUAAUGAAACAGUAACAGCAAAAUCAUCAACAACAACAUCACCAACAACAAUAUCACCAACAACAACAUCACCAACAACAACAUCACCAACAACAACAUUAUACUCACCUAGUAUCCCAGGUGCAGAUCUAGUGUGGCCGUACAUCCUUGUGGUUAUCAUUUUAGUUGCAGUUUUAAUUGUGGCCGUGAAACUAAUCUGGUUGAAGAGACUCAACGGGAACAAAAUAGAAGCAAAUGGAAACGCUGGCCUGACCUCAAACCCUGCGGUCACUCAGUGUGCACCAGAAACCAGACAGGAAACGGUAGAUCUAGAAGAUGGUGUUUCCUACGCCUCCAUCACCUACACCAACAAGACCCACAAUAAAAACAAAAUUCGGGGUAAAAAUGACAGUGAUGAAGGUGAGACAGUUACCUACGCCACUGUGAAAGCUUCCUCCACAGAUCCCAGCAGCCUCUAUGCUACCAUCAAGUAAACAAAAAGAGAACUUAAACAUCAGAUUGCUGCUUCUGUGAAAAAGCUUCUCAUCUAUGAGAAAUUUUGGUUUCCUCAAUUUAAAAAGAGGAAGCAACAACUCAGCUGUGUGAGUCCCUGUAAAUUGGCAGUAAUUUAUGAAAACAGAUUUUUAAAAAUCGAUAUUAACGUGUAUAAUGAUAUAACCGUUUUGUCUUAUUUCCGUUAAUAUUUAACGGGGAAAUGAAAUGGAAUCAUGGGUUGGGUCAGGGAAAUAAGACUUACUAGAACAGGAUAAAUAAUGUUGCAUGGAGGACAUUUAGGAAUGUAGUGCAGGAGGACAUGCAGAGGAUUGGUGUGACAGGAGAGGAUGCUGGGGAUGGGGCGAGAUGGAGGCAAUUAAAAUAAAAAAAAGAAGAAGUAAAAUGACUGAAUGAAUGAAACUCUGAAAAUCAAAAGGCCGUAUGAAUCAUGUCACCAUGAGGAAGUAAGAAGGAAGUUACAUGCGCACAUGAGUAACGCUGCAAAUAGAUUAGGCCUUUCUGUUAUUUUGGAGACAUUUCCAUGAGACACAGUGAAAUGAGUGGUAUGUCUGUUUCAGCAUGUUGUGAUGCCACCUGCAGGUAAAAUGGCAUAAUUUUUGUGGAUUACUAUUCAUUCUAAAUUUGGUAUUCAUAAGGGGAAUGUUUGUCAUCUGUCCUCAUUAUGCCUAAAAUGAACACAGCAAUAUCAAAUGUCUCAAUUACUGCCUUAGUUGCUUUCUUUGUUGUUGAACAGCCUACAGAAUGCACAUUCACGGGGUCACUUAUGAUAGAUCAUGAAAAUUAGUGACUAUGGUCAGACUGUUUGGAAUUCUGUAGCCCAUUAUUAUUUUAUUCUAUUAUUUCUAUUACUAAAAUUUAAUAUUUAAUAUUAAAAGUCUCAGAAUUAGCUUUUAAAGUAUGUUAGGGCUGCAGCUAUCUAUUAUUCCAUCAAUUAAUCGAGUGAUCGGAUAAGAAAUGCUUUUGUUUUAUUAAUGGCCAAUAAUAAAUAUUCAAAAGAGAGAAAAACAGACAUCUUUCAGAAUAAACUGCUCAUUGGUUUACAUUUUAGAAAAUGUAAUGUUUUAAAGUUUAACUGCAUACAAAGACCCUGCCAACAAAACCCUUUGAUUGUAUUUAUGUGCCAUAUUGAAAUUUAAUUUUUUAAAGAAAACAUUGUAUUAAAUGCAAAACAUAUAUAAAUAAUAUCAAGUAAAUACACUGUCUGCACUGAAGAGUCCUGAGUUUUGGGUCCUAUUUCCCCACAUCCCCACGGUCUGCCAGGGCAGUCCUUGACAUAAACAUAUAUCAGACUAAGUUACGUUAACAGUUCAUCUAAAUAUUUUAAUACAACUUCUGGAGGCUUACUGCUGAUUUUACACAGUGUAAAAUAAAGGGCGAUGGAUGGAGCAGCUACACAGUUCCCUUUGGACGCUAUACACACGUUUUUCACUCUACUUGAGCUCACUGUCUCGGUAACGGCUUUUGUCGGUGUGUAAACAGACUCCAGCUCCACGUUAAACUGUGGCCGCGUCAUCAUUACUGCUGCUGGUGUGUUGUCAGUGUUUCUGUUUAACACUCGUUUUAUUUACAUGCUCCUGAAUACGUUUGUAUUGCAACUGUGAGUUUAACGCCCACGUCUACAUCUUUAACACACCGGCACACAUAGCCGUGCAUUACAGGAAGCAUCAAAGCAAAGAAUUUUUCCACAAUGUUUUAUAAUCAACUUAUUCGAAUUAGUCGAUAAAUCCGUGCACCCUGAAGUUUGCUGCUGUGUGGUAUUUUUAUUUUAGAAUCAGUGAUUGACAUUGUUAAUUUUAUUUUACUUUUUUCCUUAGAAGUUUGCAUCUUUUAUGUUUCAGUAUUUGUGUUUGUUUUUUUGAGUGUUUAUGCAUGUACAGUGUGAUCUCAUGAUUUUUGUUUUUCAAUACGUUUUUUUUUUUUAUAAAAUGUUUAAAAAAUGUAACUGUCAAGUAUAUGAA